AAAUUGCUGUUCAUACAGUUGACGCGCGUCGUUAAGACUAUGGCAUUGGCAGUACAUCUGUCUAAUUCGUUCAAGAAUAAUGCAACACUUCAUACGACGCAAUCCAUCUUCUCAUUCUUCCAUCACUUCUCUCUAUAGAGCUAUUCCCAUUUCGACGUGCCCAUCAUGUCGCGUGGAGAGGAACAAUCUUAUGCCGUUCCGGUUCCUUCUCAAGAUCCAAAAAAGAAGGAUGCCGAAAAGAAGGAUUCGGAACAGAAGGAAAAUGGUGAUGUAAAGAUGAAUGGAGAUGCAGAAAAGGACAAAAAGGAAAAGAAGAAUGAAGAUGAACUUAGCGAAGAGGAUUUACAGCUAAAGAACGAGCUUGAAAUGCUGGUUGAACGUUUAAGUGAAUCAGACAAGAGUUUACAUCGUCCCGCAUUAGAAUCUCUACGAACACUCAUACGCACAAGUACUUCAUCAAUGACCUCCGUUCCCAAGCCACUCAAGUUUUUACGCCCUCAUUUUGCUGAACUCAAGACAACGCUAGAAUCCUGGCCUUCUUCUGCAGACAAGGCUUUAUUCGCAGAGAUCCUGUCCGUCCUUGCAAUGACUUAUUCAGACAAUGGCCAACGCGAAACAUUGAAAUUCCGCUUGUUAGCAUCUCAGGUGGGCGAAGCAGAAAAUCCAGGACUCUGGGGUCACGAAUAUGUCAGACAUCUUGCAGCAGAACUGGGAGAAGAAUACAACGCCCGUGGCGAGAAGCACGAUGAAAAUUCUCCUGAUACCAACAAAGAAUUGCUCGAUUUGGCCGUAUUGAUCGUUCCUUUCAGUUUGUCACACAACGCUGAAGCCGACGCAGUCGAUCUACUACUGGAAUUGGAAUCCAUCGAUCGCUUGCCAGAAUUUGUGGACAAGGAUACAUAUGCAAGAGCAUGUCUCUACAUGGUCAGUUGUGUCAACUUGCUAGUCCCACCAGAUGACGUAGAAUUCCUACGCACUGCACACACCAUUUACCGCAAAUUUGAUCGAUAUGCCGAAGCAAUGACAUUGUCUCUACGCAUUGGAGAUCGAGAAUUGAUCCGAGAUGAUUUCGAAGCACCCAAAAAUCCAACAAUGAAGAAGCAGCUUGCACUGCUACUGGGAAGACAACAAGUUCCGGUCGAAUGGCUUCAAGACGAAAGUGAUCCCAUCUCUGAUUACUCUGUGCUUGAUUGUAUCUUCAACACACAGCUAUCGUCAAACUUUAUCAAAUUUGGAAAGGAGUUAGGCGUAUAUGAUCCAAAAUCGCUCGAGGAUAUCUACAAGAGCCACUUAGAGAACUCGCGCUCCACAGUCAGCGGUUCGGUCGAUUCUGCCAGAGGUAACUUAGCCAGUACGUUUGUCAAUGCCUUUGUCAAUGCUGGUUAUGGGAAUGAUAAAUUGAUGGUCGGAGCCGAAGAAGGAAAUAGCUGGAUUUACAAAAACAAAGAUCAUGGUAUGCUAAGUGCAAGCGCAAGUUUGGGUAUGAGCUUGUUGUGGGAUACUGAGAUGGGAUUGAGUCAUAUCGACAAGUACACUUACUCGUCUGAUGAAUACAUCAAGGCUGGUGCACUUAUGGCAUACGGUAUUCUUCAUUCAGGUAUUCGCACAGAAAUGGACGCCGCUCUUGCACUAUUGACCGAGCAUGUUGAAAGCAACAGCACGCCACUCAAGAUAUCUGCAAUUAUCGGUAUCGGAAUUGCAUACGCAGGCUCAUGCAGAGAAGAUAUUGUUCCACUUCUACUUCAACAUGUUGCCGAUGAGACGACAUCAAUGGAAGUUGCAUCCAUGGCAGCUUUGGCAUUAGGUUUCAUCUUUGUUGGAUCUGCGCAUGGAGAAAUCACGCCCACAAUCUUGCAAACAAUGAUGGAAAGAGAGCCUGCACAAUUGAAUGAGAAAUGGGCUCGCUUCUUGAGCUUGGGUUUGGCACUCUUGUUCAUCGGCAGGCAAGAUGCAAGCGAUGCAACAAUUGAAACAUUGAAAGCUAUUGAGCACCCUAUUGCAAAACAAGCACAAGUUUUAGUAGACAUGUGCAGUUAUGCAGGAACCGGAAAUGUGCUAAAGAUUCAGACAAUGUUGCACCAUUGCACCGAACAUCUCAAUGUGGACGACAAGAAGGACGACGAUGAGGAAGACGGCGAAGAAGAAGGAAAGGACAAGAAAGAAGAGGAGGAGGAAAAGGUCAACGAUCUAUACCAAUCAUUCGCUGUGAUCGGUGUUGCACUUGUUGCAAUGGGUGAGGAUGUUGGCGCAGAGAUGACACUACGGCAUAUGUCGCAUAUGAUGCACUAUGGAGAGCCAGUGAUUCGUAAAUCGGUUCCUCUUGCUUUGGCCCUUUUGAACCCUUCAAAUCCACAAAUGCCCCUUGUUGAUACCCUUUCCAAAUACUCUCACGACAACGAUUUGGACGUUGCUAUAAAUUCGAUCCUAGCAAUGGGUAUCGUUGGAGCUGGAACAAACAACGCAAGAUUGGCACAGAUGUUGAGACAAUUGGCAAACUACUACCACAAGGAGAGCAAUUGCUUAUUCAUGGUGCGUAUUGCUCAAGGUUUGAUUCAUAUGGGUAAAGGAACUGUGGGUAUCAACCCUUACCACACCGAUAGACAACUACUUAGCAAGACGGCCGUUUGCGGUUUGUUGAGCUUGCUUGUCAGUUUCACAGACGCACGCGGAUUUGUUUUGGAGAAGAACCAUUGGAUGUUAUACUUCCUUGUGAGCGCCAUGUAUCCCCGCUUCCUUAUCACCUUGGAUGAGGAAUUACAACCUCUACCGACGACUGUUCGCGUUGGUCAAGCUGUUGAUGUUGUCGGUCAAGCAGGAAAGCCUCGAACGAUUACAGGAUUCCAAACACAUACUUCGCCUGUUCGUUUGGGUACAUACGAACGUGCAGAAUUGGCAACGGAUGAAUAUUUGAGCUUUGCAAGUGUUCUGGAAGGAUUAGUAAUCCUAAGAAAGAAUCCAGGAUACGUGAAGGAAUCCAAUUAGAGAAUCAAUUAAGUUUUUGUUUUUGUAGCAUCACUCAUGAAUCAUACAUACACUUCACGCAACGAAUUGACAGAAACCAAUGACAUGAAUAUAGUUACACAAAGAAUGAUUGAUAUGCUGGUUCAGAGACGAGCUUUA
Meira miltonrushii is the source of this 3120-nucleotide messenger RNA. Its product is annotated as putative RPN1-26S proteasome regulatory subunit. The record is from RefSeq and is a predicted model, not a curated record. The transcript has a single exon. Gene Ontology annotation, biological process: regulation of protein catabolic process; proteasome-mediated ubiquitin-dependent protein catabolic process. NCBI's taxonomy places the organism in Eukaryota, Fungi, Basidiomycota, Exobasidiomycetes, Exobasidiales, Brachybasidiaceae. Gene Ontology annotation, molecular function: enzyme regulator activity. Bases 166 to 2982 code for a protein of 938 amino acids. Gene Ontology annotation, cellular component: proteasome regulatory particle, base subcomplex; proteasome storage granule; nucleus.